AGGCUCGGUGAGUCAGAGCCGCACAGUAAAUAUUUGUAUUAGCCGGAGCCGGCUCGCUAAUGGUGGACGCGUGAGGCGGAGGAGCGCGGCGGCGGGAGGCAGCGGGCAGCACGGCGGCGGCGCCAUGUCCGUGAACAUGGACGAGCUCAAGCACCAGGUCAUGAUCAACCAGUUCGUGCUGACGGCGGGCUGCGCGGCCGACCAGGCGAAGCAGCUGCUGCAGGCGGCCCACUGGCAGUUCGAGACGGCCCUCAGCGCCUUUUUCCAGGAGACCAACAUCCCCUACAGCCAUCACCACCACCAGAUGAUGUGCACUCCUGCCAACACCCCUGCCACGCCCCCCAACUUCCCUGAUGCCCUCACCAUGUUUUCCCGUCUCAAGGCUUCCGAGAGCUUCCAUGGUGGCGGCAGCGGCAGCCCCAUGGCUGCCACGGCCACGUCCCCCCCGCCGCACUUCCCCCACACCGCCACCGCCAGCUUCCCCGCCCCGAGCUGGCCUGCUGCAGCCUCACCCCCGGGGGGCCCACAGCACCACCAGCCACAGCAGCCGCCCCUGUGGACUCCGGCACCCCCCUCCCCGGCGUCAGACUGGCCACCCUUGGCCCCCCAACAGGCCGCUUCAGAACCGAGGGCCCACCCUGCGAUGGAGGCUGAAAGAUAAGGGAGGCCCCUCCCCCCUCCCGGAGGCCAGGACCCUGUGGGGCGGGGGAGAGGAUGUCUCCGCGGGCCCCCUUCACUCUCUGUCUGCACCCCUGUUCCCUGGAGCCCUGGAGGGGAGAGACUGGACCCUGGUGCCAGCACACAGGCUGCCCACGCGCGAACGUGGAAGCUCAGGCCCGGGGCACCCGCCUUGCAUGGAUUUGGUUCAGAGUCGUCUUGGUGCUGGUGGACAGAACUUCAGAGAACAAGCAGCCUUCCCCGGAGGACUUGCUCGCCCUGCCCCACCCCAGGGGGCUCCGGAGAAUCGCCACAGCAGCAGCAGCAGCGGAGACUUGGCUGGCUCCUGCCUUGGAGCUCCUUGGGGGCCAUCAGGCCUAGAUCCCCACCCUCGGGAAUGCAGAGCCUUCUCCGCAUGUGUGUGUGUAGCUGUGUCUGUAUUUAUAUGUAUGUCGCUCUUCAAGAAGCAACCUAGUUCAUGGGGCAGCUGGACUUUGCAUGUUAGAGUGAGCCCCCAAGCCCCUUGCCCGCCACCCCUCUCCCCAGGGCCCUGCCCAUCUCUCCUGCCCCCUUGUCAGCCAGCCUCGCUGUUCCCUGCAGAGAAAAGAAUUGUGGGAAACUCCAGGACUCUUCCCACCCAUCCCCCAGCGCCUGCCUGCUGGGGCUGCCUGCAUGCCUCCCCCAGAGCCCAGGGGUACCUCACACCCUUUCCCUUCCCCCUUUUAACAAAAGAGAAGAAAGAGUUCAAACCACCACCAGGCUCUGUGGUCUUGCCUCGCAUCCUGAGCUUUGCUGCCAGCUGGCUCCAUGCGGAGAGGCAGGGCACCCCCCAGUCCCGCCUGGCUCCACACUACACUGCUUCUGUCUGCUGCUAUUUUUUCAACCACAACAUGGCUCUGGAAUCUUCCUGCCCAUCCAAGGCUCUUCCCAUGAAGUUAGUUUCUGGCCUGUGUUCCCAGAAUCCCUGACUCCUGCCCAUGCUUCCCCCCUGUCCACCUGGACUGAUCCUGACCUCCGGGGCUAACAGUUGCCUUCAGUUUGCUAGGACCUUUCUUUGUGUUUUAGGGUCCCCAUGGCUGGCUGCAGCCUGGACUCCCCAAGCCCAGCCUCCCAACAAACAUACCCGGUUGAGCAGGGCCCUCCCCCAGGGAGGCACAGAUAGCCCGCCUCUGCAGAGCCAGCGAGGGCUCAUGACAGGAACAGGACGAGCCCAGGGCAGAGUCCAACCUGUGGCUCAAGCCUUUGGUCACUAAGGAGACUGGCAACCCAGGGGCGAUAGGACCCUGGGCUGCUCCCGAGCUGGGCUGGGGCAGGCACCUGCUCUCAUCCCAAGGGAGGAGCCAGGGGUGCUCCACUCUGAGUGCCCUCCCCUUGGCUGCCCUUGCUGGGGAAGGGGCUUCCUGUGGCAGCCUCAGCCUUGCACCCCUUGUGAGGAGCUGAGCUUUGAGAAGGGGGGAGGCCAAGGUCCCUGCCCAACCCUCAGUACCAGCAGACCUGACAGGAGCCCACCCGGGCACCCAGCCCAUCAGUCAGCACCUUGAUCUUUUGCAGGUGGUGCCUGGGUCAGAGAGUUUCUUGUUUCAGAAGGUCUGCUUAAUGUGUCUACGCUCCCCACUGGCAGGCAGCCGUGCCCUUGCUCCUAGGGAUGGGGCUGGGCCUUCUGACGAGGAUACUCCGGUGUUGGGCACCCGGGCCGUUACCUGGCUUCCCCAGCUCAGUCUCCACCCUGCUGGACCCUGCAUGGCUCCGGGGGCCACUCUGCUCUCUGGCUAUUACUGAAGACCCCCUGCCAGGCCCCUGCUGCAGCUGCUGCUUCUGGAAUUGUGUGCUCACCUUGAAAUCCCCCUUCUAGCGGCCUCCCCGAGGAGGUCCAGAGGGGGAGCACAGCCCUGUGUGUGCUCCUCAUGGAGAGGGGAGGGAGUGAAGGAGGGGCAGGGUAAGGGUGAGGGUAUCUUGGGCCUCCUGACUCUUCACCACAGCCUUCUGAUGGGAGAAAAUGCUGAGGUAACUGCCACACAGCCCCAUCAAGGGGCAGGAGAGAUGCAGAGGCAAGUAUGUGGGGCGGUUAUCUGCCCUGUAGGGGUGCGUGUGCCUGGGCUAUCCCAGGGAGCCCAUGGCUGUAUGUGUCCCUGGGCUAUCCCAGGGAGCCCAUGGCUGUAUGUGUCAGAGACCAGAGACUGCACCAUCGAGAAUCUGCACUCGUGGAGACGGAGGCUCACCCCUGGGCAGACAACUGGGUGGCCUGUAAAUGAACCACAGUCUUGCUACUCAGGCGUUUGUCAGAGGGGCAGGUCCUCAAGCUCCGCGUUGAGCAGUGUUCCUGCACAACAUCUCUGCUGAGUGCUGAUCUGAUGGGGGUGAGGUGCAUUUCUGUUUCCAGGGGGCCACGGGGCUGGCUUGGAAGUGUCAGGUGGUCACAUCAGGCUGGAAGGACUUGGGGUUCCUAUAGGUCCUGGUUUUCUAGCCUGGGCACUGUGGACAUUUGAAGCUGGAUUACUGUCUGCUGUGGGGAGUCCUGUGCACUGUGGGACGUCGGCCAGCCUCCUGGCCUUCCCACGAGAUGCCAGUGCAUCCCCUAGUGACAAUGGAAAGUAUCUGGACAUGGCAAAAUGUCCUCUAAACCCGGGGUUCCCAUAGUUGGCUGCACAGUAGAGCCCCCAGGGAGCUCCGUAAAGAGACAAACCACAGACUCCCAGAUCCCACGGCAUCAGAGUCCCUGGGGAGAAGCCUUGAUGGUAUUAUUUUGAACGUCCCCCAGGAUAUUGGUGGAUCAUUAAAAUAAAAACCACUUAAUCAUUUACCUUGAAGGGUAAACUUAAGAGAAUAUCAACUGUAUGUCAAAGCUGUUGUGCAAACAGCUCCCAAGUGAUUGUGAUUCAAGACCCCCAAACCUGUAGGGUAUAAAGGACCCCUGGGUGCUUGAGGCAACUGCUCUGGAGGAGGGCACAGGAAUCGGGUUUUUCAUCAGUGCCCCAAGCAAGGUGGGAACCAGAGCAAGAGGGGCAGAGGGCAGGGCUUGGGCCUCCUAGUACUUUCCAGCAAAUGCAGAGGCCCUGCCUGGUGUGCUGGGAGCCCCUGGUCUGCGCAUCUCACCAGCAAGGGAAAGGCUGCAGAAGCGGGCCAGGUGAACUGGAGGGGAAGCCAGAGGUGAGAACGGAACCUGGAACCUUCCUCCACUUCUCUAAGCUCAGGAACAAAGCUGAAGGAGUCCGUAACUGUCUGUUACACGUUCAAACGUAAACUGGCUGGAAAGCAAAGGUGCUGGUGCAUGAACAGAAGGGAGCAGACCCAGCUGUCCUCUGCUGUCCUUCAUCACGCCUCCUGGGAGCUGCCCCAGCAGCACACAUGGGAAACUGGCUUGGUUACCUCAAAGCCCAGCCUCUUCUGGGCACGGUCACCCCUACCUACCUGCCAGACUGCAGCUCAAAUGACUGUUUCCAAGGUUCUGUUCUAAAAACCUUCGCAUCCAUGACACUGCUUGGAAGGAUGACUGGAGCUCCAACAGUCUCCUUUCUGAAGAGCGGACGUGGCAGCCCGUGGGGUGAAGGUCUGGCCACCCCAGGUGACAGGCAGUGGGGGUUUCUUUCCAGUCUGCCGUGAAAGCACCUGGGCGCACUAACUUAGGGGUCUGCUGCUUGGCUUCCAUGUCUUUCUGAAUGGCCUGCCAACACGUUAAAGUUGGGAGAGUUUGCACCAAAAGUCUCGCUUCUGGCUUCUCUUGGACAUUCAUGAACCAGCUGGCCCAGGUUCCUGCCAGGCCGUAACUGGCUGAAGCCGACUGUCACAGUGGGGACGCAGCCAGCCUGCCCCUGGUCGGCCAACCCACUCCAGUGGCCACAGACGUGUGUUGGGUUCCUGUCUCCUAAUUGGUUGAAAUCUGGAGGGGGAUCUUGUUUUGCACCAGGAAGAGCUUCCAAAGUGAAAGGCCUGCUGGGGGGGGGGGAUGGAGGGGGGGUUGGAGGGACAGCUGGUGGAUGAAUGGAGACCCUGAAGUGCUUUCUGUGGGCAGGCAGGCCUCCUCCUUCAGACAGCUUCGAGAAGGGAAGGGCUUGUUCUCCCAGAUUCUCUCGGAUGAAGGGUCCCCAGGGUCCUUCCAGGGUUCUCUGAGAACACAUUGUGGCUGGCCCCCAAGCCCAGCAGUGGGUGGGGCUGCCUUGGGCCUGGAAGCCUCUGAGGGGCCUUUAUAGCAGGACUCAUCUGAGGACAGAUGAGUGCUUUGAGUCUGGUCGCUUCCCGGGGUCAGUGCUGGGGAGGCCGCCUGGGCUGGACAAAAGGAGAUCUUUUGAGGCAAGGCUAUUUCCAAUUCCUGCAUUUGGAAAGGUCUUCGGUUGCUUAGCCACAGCUUCUGUUUGGGCAACGUAUGUGUUUCAAAUGAGCCUUAGAAUAACUGCACUCCUUUAGGGGAGCCCCAGGAUGGCCAAGGCCGUGUCACUGGCUCAGCACAAGGUGCUGGGAGCCUGUUGGCGGGGUUCUGCUCUGCCUUCCAGGGCCACUUCUCGGCUCCUGGGGGGCAACAGCUGCACAUGUUGCUGGGAUGGUUUUCUGUGGCUCCUGGUGAAGCCAUGAGCCAAGAGGAGGAGGGGAACUGAGAAGAGAGGCCUUGCUUUGGCUCUCUGUGUGUGGUAUGUGUUUGGUGGUUCUCUAUGCAGAGCCCCCAGGACCGGGGAUAGUCAGGGGUCCAGCCAGGGAGGCAGGUGUGCGCUGAUUUUAGUGUCUGUAAGAGUUCACAGAAAGAGGGACACUUUCCUCCACUGCCAGUGCCUCAACUUCCCUCUUCUGGUGACUUGUCCCGGGCACUGGCAGUGCAUUUUUUCCAGUGCGGAUCAUCUUGUUUAGGAUACACAUUGCUGUCAUUGGUUGUUUAUACCUUAGAGUUAAGGAGUUCACGGUCUUUGAAAGGGAGAAAUGGUCAGUGACCCUUUGACCUGUGUUGGUGGGUUGUAGGGCCACGUAUGGGAGUGCAGGGGGGUCACCACUCAGCAACUCCAUUCCAGCAGCACCUCAAAGCAGGACCCUCUGCUUGGCGAGAGGCGUCUCUCUCCCCUUCCCGCCCAGCUCAUUUGUGCAGCGCCACACCAGGCCAGGCCAUGCGCCUCCCUCCCUACAUGACCGGCUCGUCCCUGUCUGUCCCAGGCAGACGGGGACCUUACUGCCCAGCCUGGCACUGCCACUGCCUCCCAGGCCAGGAGCCGUGUCCCCCUGACAGAGGAGGAGGCUGCGCCCAGGACCCUGUGAGGUUCCCACUCUGCUGACCCCAUCCUCAUUCUUUCUGCUCCCCAAGCACCUUUGCCUGCAGGGAUGGGGUGAGCUCCCCCCUGAGGCACCUGCCCUCGAAGCUUCCUGCAGGCUCCAGCCUCAGGCUGGAAUCAGGGAGAGGCGAGCAUUCUCCCUGCAGCUCCCACCUGCCACCAGGCCAAAGGCCAGCCAGCUUAUUUCCCCACAACCUCUGAGGGAGACAGGACUGUUGUCCUCUGGCAUUGCUCCUGGCUGGCUGCAUUGGUGUCCCUACCUUCCGAAACACCAAGGAGCCUGUUGGAAUGUGAAUGGUUACGGGGCGACCCACCUGGACCUCACUCCUUGAUGCCUGGGCUGCAGGAACCAGCUGAAGCACAGAUUCCCUUUGUAAAACUGAGAAAUGGCUGGGGAGGCAGCUUUCAGGGGACAGUGGGAUGGAUAGGAGGGUCUGAGCCUGGGUGUUUGGGGUGCCUGAGGGCCAGGGCCGCAGGGGACAAGCCUGGCACAGGAUGCUUUGCCUGAGCCCAGGCCACGCCUCCCUGCCCUGCCUGUGGAAGGCUGGAGAGCCGAGGCCUCCCUGAGCAAACCUGGGCAGGUCACGUCACCACCCCUGCCCUCGACCCCCCUGUCUUCCCAGAAUGCAGGGCUAGGGUACCUUAGGACUUUUGCCAUGAUGGAAAAUGUAGCAGAGGCAAGGUUUGCUGUUGAUUCUCUGCUGGGACUCGGCCACGGUGGUUCUGGCCGGUGCCUCCGAGAGACUGACCCUGGGGUGGGGUCCUGAGAAGGGACCAGCAGGUACCCCCCCACCCACGUGGAACAGACAAGACCACCCUCUAAAGAGGGCACCAGGCAGGUCACCCUCACCCACAGUCAAAAAAGUGAAAGAUUUUAUUCUGGGGAGAAGUUGCCAAAAAUAGUCAUCUGUGUGUGACAUGGGGGUGGGUGCAGGGUCUAGGUCGGCCCCAGGAAUAGCUUGGCCUCAUUUAGACGCAGUCCUUGAAGAAAGAAAAGAGAAGUCAGGGUCUGGAAGUGGGCACAGAUAAGGAGCCAGGGACCGUUAGGAAGGAGCGGCACGCCGUGUGCCCAGACUGAUGGCCGCCAGGCCCGGGCAUCCUGCAGCCCCGGCUCCUCCGUGGGACCCCUGGGCAGUGCACCGCCCCCCAACUCCCUUACCCGCUCAGGGGCCCCGGGGUCCUCUGGUGGAUGUUGGUGAGAGGGAGAGUCGUGCCCCAAAGCGACACAGAGGGAAGUUUUUUUGACUUUGUGUAAUGCAGUAGACAUGUCAGAAGUACAGAGGCACAGAGGGCACAGCUGGACAGAGCCGGGGAGCGGAAAGGAGGAGGGAGAGGAGUCGGGAGGGAGAAGGAAGGAUGAGCUGCCUGAGGGGGGGUUCAAGCCCUGCGCACAGCGGCAGAGGCAGGUGCGUGGUCUGCGCUCCGGAGCUGCCCGCUAACCCGCCGGUGGGACACUGUGGCCUGGUCCGUGUGGCUUCCACUGAGCGUACGGGCCGUUAGCACGGGGCUCAGGACGUCAGGCCUGUGCGAUUCUGGCCCUCGGUGGGAGAGAACAGUCCCAGAAUAUUCCAGGGCCACUGCUCUAAGCUCCUCACGACUGGCCAGAAAGUAAAUAUAAACAGGUUUUAAAAAUAUCCAAUUCAUAACCGUAAUUACUGGUGGGAAUAAUCAACAUGAAAUAAAAAAAAAGGAUGCACUCAGUAAAACUUGGUUCCCGUGAGAAACUUGGUCUUGUUAGAAAUAAAGGCCCCCAACGAAAACGUGCACGGGCAGUAGCUGUAAUUGGGACGGACUCUGAUGGAGCCAUUUCAGCAAAAUAAAAAGGAAAGUGACUGUAUUUAAAAGCACGUUAGCUGGUGUGUUGAAAACUGGUCAAGAAAUUAUGUUGGCUUAGUGGAAAAUUCAAUCUAGAAAGCUGCGUUCUCCACGAAGUGUAGGAUAAGGAGGAUUGUGUUGUGUGGAUUUCUAUGCAUAGAGUUAAAAUGGCCAGUGGGUCAAAAGGAGUCCCUUAUGGAGGCUCCCGGGCCAGGCUCAGGGCCAGGCUCUUCGGGCAGGGAAGGGGAGGGGAGGUAGGGGUGCGGCACGCAGGGCUCACAGACUGGUGGGCUCCUCGGAGGGCUGCGUGCUGGCUCGGGGCCGAGGGUGCCGGGCGGGCCCUGGAGCCUGCUGGGCGGCCCGCAGGGAGGGCGUCAGUGGUGGGAGCAGUGGCAGGGGCGGCAGCGACGGAGGCCGAGCUGGCAUCGUAGGCGGGGGGCCCGGGGCAGCCGAGCGCACGCUGCUGUGGGGGUGCAGGGCUGGGAGGGGCAGGAGAGUCAUGAUGUCCCAGGAGCAUUCCCAGGGGUGGGGGUGAGGCUGGCCUGAUGGGAUCAUGCCCGAUAAAGAAACGAGAAGCCACGACAUGGCUCACCCGGUCCCAGGCACCCUAAGCCUCCCCGGAGUGGGGCGGUUUGACCCCGGAUAAAUGACACCAGGACAGACGCUGCCCUGGCCGUGGACUUGGAGCCGAGGAUCAGGGUUGCUGUGCCUCAGCUCCAUGCCUAAGCUGGGGGAGCCGUGCCCACCUCCCAAGCUUGGCUGAGGGCCCCAGGGGAAGACGAGGGAGCUGUUGGGCAUGCACGAUGCUGGUGCAGAGGAGAGGCUUCAGGGGAGCCCCCAUGGCUUGGCUCAUGGGGCCCCAGCAGAGAGGCCCAGGACCACGAACGGGCUCCUUAUCCCACCCUGGCAGCUAGCUAGAGACCCGCGGGCCCUGGGACGGCCUGGGCGGGAAGCCCCGUGGAAGGUCAGCUACAAGCCCAGGAGGGCUGCAGGCCACGGCCAGGAGCUGGGGGUGUGUGUGUGUGUGGGAUCCAUGGGGCCUUCCUGUACCCUGGCGAGGCAGGACAGGGGAGAGAGGCCUGAGGUGGGGCAGCGAUCCCCGGGCAGGGCCGGGAUUGGGAGGGCUGGUACUCACGCGGGUAGAUGGUGGUAUAUAAGCUACUGGAGCGUUCCCGCUCGUAGGGGUUCCGAGCUGGGGGGUGCGGAACCUUCACAGCUGAAAAGGAAGAGGCAGGAACGGGUGAGUGUCCUGCGGAGCCCCCCGCCACGCCUGCCCCAUAGUUUCCCAGGCCUGCCCGCCUCCCCCACACACCUGCCCCUCAGCCUUUGGGGAACACCCCUCCUCACACCUUCUGGGGUCUAGAGUUUCUUGGGCCAUAGACGUUCCCACUGGGUCCAGGUGGCCGCGGUGUCUCCACCCCCACCUUCCUGUCCCUCAUCAUGUGCGUGUGUGAAUUUUUUUUUUUUUUUGAGAUAAAAUUCACAAGCCACAUUAACCAUUUAUUUAUUUUAAAAAAAAUUUUAAGUGAUCUCUACAAUCCCAAGAUCAAGAGUCACAUGCUCCACCAACUGAGCCAGCCGGGCGCCACACGAAAUAACCAUUUGAAGCCAGCACUUGAGUGACAUUAAGUUCAUUCCCAGUGGUGUGCAACCACUGCCUCUGCUAGUUCCAGAACAGCCCGCGCCCCACAAAGGAAACCCGGUGCCCACGAGGACACUCACUCCCCUUGCUGCCUCCCUCAGGCCCUGGCAGCCAGGAGUCUGCUUCUUGUCCCAGCCCUAUGCCUGUUCCCAACCGACAGACCCACAGACCGGGGAUCACACAAUAUUUGGCCUCUUGGGUUCUGGCUCUGUCCUUCACCUCUGAACCCAAGGCAUCCCUUCUCGGUGUCCAGUCAAGAAUCUCCAUGACUGGCCGCCCAGACCAAAGGCUGCACCAGAAGAGGUGGGACCAUGGGAGUAGGGGAGGCGGUGAGAGUGAGGAAAGAUGCAGGGGAGGGCCCAGGCCUGGCCCUCAGGACGAGUCACGAGUCACGGGGCACUGAGCUCCUUCCUGUGAAGGACACCAGAUUGUUCCUCUGUCCUUCCCUGGGUGUCCUGACAAUUUCUGCUUCGAAUGUCCUUUCUUCGAAGAAUCCUCAGCUCAAUAGGGAACACCUCUCCCCAGCCAUUCCCUCCCCCACUCCCAUGUUUCAUCUUACUGAACUUCUUGUUUAUUUAUACUUAUGAUCCUCCAUGGGGUAGAAACUCUAAGGAAGCAGUGACUUUAUCUUGUCCACAUUGAGUCUUCCCAGUGGUAUCUAAGAGACCCCUGGCACCAGUAAGGGCUCGGGAACGACCAGCUGAAUGACCAGGGCCAGGUGCAGCAGGGUGUGUUGUGUGGAUCUCCCUUUUAUGGACAAACUCACUGUUCCAGCUGCAGGAGCAAAGGGAGCCACGAGCCUCCACCUGUUAGCCCCUCAGGGGUUGUUAGCAGCUCUGGUCACUGAGGGGGCCCAGGGCCUGGCCCAGGGCAGUGCAGCGCAGCAUUUGUUCAGAAGCUCCCCAUCGGGUUGGCCUGGACCUUCUCCGGUCUGCUUAUUAUCUGAGGGUUUCCGCUUGCUCCCCCUCCCCCAUCCCUCUGCUAACCACCCCCACCCCCAAACCCAAACUACUCUCAUUCCUCACUCAAGGUCUGCAUCAGCUGUUCCUUGAGCCUGAACUAACCCCAGUGUGCUUUGUGGGUUCUGCGUACACCAAAUGUCCAGUUCAGGGGUACUCUCUGGCCCCCUGCUCUGACCCCCCACUUGGGACCUGGAUCCCUCCACAGAUCUGAGGCAGGACCAGCCAACCUGCUGACCAGUGAGACUGUCACACUGCUUCCCUUCCAGGUGAAGGACGGGGGACCAGGGCCCAGUUUCAAAACUGAGACUCCGUGAGGCUUGGAAACCCAGCUCUGACCCUAGCACCCCCCUUGAGGUCCUGCUGAUGCCCUGGGCUCUAUAGGUCAGAGCCUGAACUCACCACCUGACCCCCACACCUGCUCCUCCUGGACCCUCCCAACUUCCCAACUCUGCAACAGCCAGAAGCUGAGGAGUGGGGAGGCUCUCAAGAGGAGGGAACCCUAAGCUCCGGCAGAUGAGAAAGGUUCUCCAGGACUUCGGGGCAGGCACACAGCCUGGGCAGAGGCCCGCGAGUGGGAGAUAGCCAGGCUCACUGACUGACGAGCAAACGGUUCUGAGACGCUAGAGGGAGGGGCAGAUGGGGGACAAGGGGCCCCCUCCAGAUUGGCCGAGGAGCCUGGACUCUGACAUCAAUGCCCCUGAAAUGUGCCCGUCUUAAUCCUCAAAACCUGUCACUGUGUCACCUGACUUGGCAGAGGGGGCUUUGCAGAUGGCAUCGAGUUAAGGAGCCCGAGACAGAGAGGAUCCUGAAGUAUCCAGAUGGCCCAAUGUAAUCGCAAGGCUCUGGAGGGAGGCCAGAGGGUGAGAGUCAGAGGAGGGGAGGGGAGCACGGAAGAGAGGCUGGAGGGGCACAUCUUGAGAUAGAGGAAGGGGGGCCGUGAGACCAGGAACGCAGCAGGCCCCUGGCAGGUGGAAACGGGGCAGAAACAGAGUCUCCCCAGGGGAACCGGCCCUGCUGACACCUUGAUUUUAGCCCUUGUAAGACUCAUUUCAGAUUUCUGACCUCCAGAACUAAGAUAAAAUAAAUUUGGGUUAAGCCACUGGGUUUGCGGAAACUGGUUACAGCAGCCAUAGGGAACAUACUGACGGUUCUGAGCUGGGGAGCAGCCGGGUCACAGGGUCGCGGCGCGUGUUUUAGGUGAGGAGGUUUGAGGCUGGCACCCCGCCCCUGCUGCCGCCUCCUCUGUCCUCCCUGAUCCUGCCUGAACUUAGCCUUCCUUCCAGGGCACUCCUCUGAAAGUCCAGCCUGCUGACCACCAGCCUCAGUGCGUCCACCCCCCUCCUGUGGGGGCACCGGUGUUCCUCUGCCCUGGCCUGAGCUCCUGACUCAGUGCAAGCGUCUGGAGGGCACAGGCCGCCCAGGUGCCCCUCAGUGUCCCCUGUGUCUUGGCAAAGGGCUGAGUACAGGGCAGGGCACGUUGGACGGUGAUCUGAAUGGACGAACACAUACGGGGCCAGCCUGGACCUGGGCGGGGCUCACGCUGGCUCGUUUGGGUUUAGAUUUUGAGACUGUUUUGGAUUAGAAUGUUCUUUUGAGUAAAUAAAUGAGGGAUAAAAGCAAUCCUGUUGACAGAUCUGGCCACAGGCAGGUUUCUGAUGGAUCCCUAAUGCCUAUUAGACUUUGGUGCUUGUAGCAGGACAAAGCAGUUGAGGUGCUGUGAUUCAGUCCUGCUUUGCUGCAUGGGUCUCAGAAUGAAUGGGCCAUGGGGACAGAAGCUCCCCCCCCCCAGGUGACAGCCCAGGGGAGGUGGGCAGAGGGCCCUGUCCCAUGCAUGAGUGGGUAAGGGCCCCUCCACCAAGGGUGCAUGCGGCCCUCACCUGCCUGUUUGCACAAUGCCUCAGCGUGUUGCUGCCAGCUGAAAAGAGGCAGUGCAGGCAAGAAAUCGGGGCUCAUUAAAUAUUAGCCACCGUUGUUAUUACCCUGCCUGGUGACCCAGCUUCACCUGAGCCUCCUCCUAACAGCAGCUGCUGCCAGGGGCCGAGCCUUGUCCGGGGGCAGCCAUUAAUGCCACAUGGGCCAGAUCCGUGCUGGGGGACUGCAGGCCUCAGGCAGUGUCCCACCCACUUGGGCCAGGGCAGGGAGCUGCAGAGGGUUGACCGGUGGCCCUCAAAAAGAUAUGUCCCCAGAACCUAUGAACAUAACCUUACUUAGACAAAGGGUCUUCUCGGAUGUAAUUAAGGAUCCUGAGAUGAGCUCAUCCCAGGUUAAGCUGGGCCCUAAACCCAAUGACAAGUGUCCUUAAAGGAGACAGAAGAGAAGACCCAAGGGAAAGGCCACGGGAAGACAGAGGCGGAGACUGGAGGGACAGGACCACAAGCCAAGGACCGCGUGGCACCGCCACAAACUGGAAGAGGCAGGAAGGAGCCUUCCCUAGAGCCCCGGGAGUGAGCACAGCCCGGGGACACCUAGAUUUUGGACUGCAGGCCUCCGGAACUGUGAGAACGUCUGUCGUCUCCAGCUCCCCAGUCUGUGGCCAUUUGUUGUGGUCGCCCCAGGACACUAACGUGGGCUCUUUGUCCUUUGACCAGCACUGCCAAUUAAACAGUCCCCUUUGCUUUC
Canis lupus familiaris (dog) is the source of this 12944-nucleotide messenger RNA. It is a transcript of the gene UBALD1, whose product is annotated as UBA like domain containing 1. The record is from RefSeq and is a predicted model, not a curated record. Bases 125 to 661 code for a protein of 178 amino acids. NCBI's taxonomy places the organism in Eukaryota, Metazoa, Chordata, Mammalia, Carnivora, Canidae. The transcript has 3 exons. Gene Ontology annotation, molecular function: protein binding.